CUCCGUGUCUGGUCGGAAUUACAAAGCAUUCAACAACAAUAACAAUAAAGUUUUAAGUAUCCGGCGUGACAUUAAAAGCAAACGCUUUGAUGCUCCACCUGAGAAUAAAUCUGUAAGGCUUGUCACCAGCAUUCAGACAUCAAUUCUGCUUGCUUCACAGCCAGACAGGACACGGUAAAAAAAAAAAAAAGGAUUACUGCAAUUUAGGUCCUACACCAACAUCAAUAAACCCUUACAUUACAAGUUUCACUUUAUGAAUGGAAUUACUGUAAUAAAUCAACUUUGUCAAGAUAUUUUAAUUUUAUGACCAUCACCUGUAUAUUGUAGAGUUGAUCAGAGAAAACCCUAGCCUGGCCUGCCAGACUUGUCCUCUGUUUAAUUCUGCACAGAGAAAGGGUCUGGGAACUCUCCUAUUCAAAUAACCCCACCCCGUGAGAGUUCUAACCGAGCCAAUCAGCGCUGAGUAGCGUACGAUGGUCGCACACCAUAAUGCCGAGUUUGUCAAACAUGGCGACUGAAGCGGACUUCACUGCGGAUCUUUCCUUUGGUCAAAAUGACUCGGACAUGUCUUUAAAACCACAAGUAGAAGCGCUAAAAGCCUUUCUUCUAAAAAAAGUUUGCGCUGUCGCCAGAUGCCAUUUUUGACCACAGCUAAAAAACUACAGCAUCACGGACGUCACACACAGCGAUGCUCAGUUUCUUAUAAACAACGAAGACAGCGGCGGAGUACGCUGCGCCUCUUUCCUCUGUUCUGAAUAAUUUUAAAACCACAAAAAGUAGAAGCCCUAGCCUUUCUUCUAAAAAAUAAAAGAUUUUUGCGCCGUUGCCAGACGCCUUUUGUUCACUACAGCUAAAAGAAGCUACAGCGGUACAGUCAGCAUUUCCGUCUUUUUUGUGAUUGAUCAUUUUUGAGCUGGCUAGUCCCGCCCCUCAAGUGCCUCUCUGUCUGUGAGUUACCAGACUCUUUCUCUGUGCAGAAUUAAACAGAGGACAAGUCUGGCAGGCCAGGCUAAGAAAAACCACCAACAGUUACAGAUUUGGUAUACUGAAUUCUUUAAAGUUAUUCAACUGAACAAAUAAGUGCAAAACUUAGAGAAGAUAAUAAGCUACAUAUAGACAUGUAGCAAACCUUAAUAAAAUAUUUGCCUAAAUAGGUGAGUGAUGUCAUUCUUAAAGGAUCAGGCUGUCUUGAUUGAUAUCCUUGGAUACUGUAACAUUCUUGUCAAUAUGCACCUAUUACAUAUACUAUGUGUCCCCUUGACAGACCAUUAAACUUAUCUUAAGACUUUUAUGUUCUUUGGCUUCUCAAGUGCCUUCAACACAAUACAGCCGGGUCUUCUGCAACUGAAGAUGAGGGGGGCAGGAGUGGACGAACAUCUGACUGCAUGGAUAGUCAACUACCUCACCAACAGUACGUCUGAGGUGGUUUUAUGCAGUACUGGCGCUGUGCAGGGUACGGUGCUCUCACCCUUUCUUUUCACCUUCUACACCUCAGACGUCACCUACACCAGCAGCUAUCACCUCUAGAGGUUCUUAGAUGACUCAGUCAUUGUCGGCUGUGUGUGAGGGGAAUGAUCUGGAGUACAGGUCAGUAAUCAUGGACUUUGUGGACUGGUGUGAGCCUAACCACCUUCACUUGAACACCAGUAGGACAAAGGAAAUGGUGAUCGACUUCCAGAGAAACAUUCCUCCUCACUCACCAGUAAACAUCCAGGGAGCAGACAUUGGAGGUGUUCACCUCAACAGUAAACUGAACUGGUCUCACAACACAGAUGCUCCCUUUAAGAAGGGCCAAAGCCACCUCCUGAGGAGCCUGAGACCCUUCGGAAUCACAGUAGGUCAUUCAUCCUUUCUGCAGAGUGUAUGGGCUGCAUGGUGGCGCAGUUGUUAGCACUGUUGACUUGCAGCAAGAAGGUUGCAGGUUCAAAAAUCGGCUGUGGCCUUUCUGCGUGGAGUUGCAUGUUCUCCCCAUGCAUGCGUGGGAUUUCUCCGGGUACUCCGGUUUCCCCUACAGAUCACAACAUGCCCUACAAGUUAAAAAUUGUACGUUGCUUUGGAUAAAAGUGUCUGCCAAAUAAAUAAACAUAUAACUCCUGUUAUGGCUGAUGCCAUUUGUAGUGUCCUUUCUCACGCCCCUGUUUUUACCCCUCCUGUGUGAAAGGAGCUGUUUUGAUGCACCUGGCUCCACAAUGAAGCUCCCAGCUGGUAGCAAUGAGAAUCAGAAGCUGAAUGAGGACUCACUGCAUGAAAACCACCUAGCCCUAAUUAUUAGGGAGCAGCUGGGGGUAUUCCAGAAAGCGAGAUUUUCCCAAAACCAGGUUUUCUUUUGAGGUUCCCGGUGUAACCUCCCCUAAAUCGGUUCUACGAAUGUGGCUAGCCUGAAACUCCUCCCAGUCACCAUGGUAACACAUCCCGGAGAACAAACCUGCUCAGUGGCAGAAUAGCAGCUAGGCUUCCUGACGCUAUGUGAAUGUGAUUGGACGAGGCAAGUUAUGUCACCUUUUUUUGUCUGUGGCUGCGGAGGAGGUGAAUUAGCAACACCGCUGGCCCACAGCGGUAGCAGCAGCUUCAGCUUUGUUCUUGAUGGCUAAAUAAUUAAUAAAUGUUGAGUUUAAACUUUUAAAACUGAGUUCUAAUUGGAUUUACAUCUUAACAUUUUUUGUAUUUAAUCCUCAUUUGCAGGGUUUCAGUCCACUGAUGUUGCCCUUGAAAUCAGCAUUAUUCAUAAGUAUAAUUAUAUAUCAGCUUUUGUCUGGGAUGGACCCAUAUAAAUAACAUGCUGCCCUCUUUAUGAAUAUGCUAAAAUAGCUUUAAACUACCUUACAGCUGCUAACAUAGUCAAUAUGUAAAAUGAAAUACUUUAUUGAUGUGACUAUAUAGUUUAACAGCUUGUACUCUGGUCACACUUGUCAAACACGGUAAUAUUUGAUUUAUAUUACUUACGAGAUGUUUUUUGCUCGGUGUGUAAUAUGAGUGCUAAACUGUUUACAGAGUUAACUUUAGGAUCACAUGACUGCAACGAACGUAUCUAUAUAAUUAAAAGAAACGUGGUCGUCUCUGUAGCCGGAAAUGUUGCCAUGGUUCCAAGAAUGUACAAAAGAUGUUGCCAUGGUGAUAUUGUUCCCUGGACACUGCUGCCUUGCAGCCUCGAUGCUGCAGAUCUCGGAUGGCUUCGCCUGGCCUGUUAGCUUCGUAAGUAACGUUGCUUACAUGGUCGUCUGUGAAGCUGGAAACAAGUUCACAGUGGAGAGGUGCAGCUGGUCGUUUCACCGCAUUCAAAUGAGGAAAGCUGUUGUUGGUGCCAGAGCUUAAAGAGCAAGUCACCUCCAAAUAUUUUUUUUUGCUAACAAACUAAAUAAAUGAGUGUCUUAUAGUGCUGUAGACAUGUGUAGUCAAUAAUCUGGCACUUUAGAGCAUCUUAGUUCAAAUUUUAACAUUCAGCCUAAAACUGUCAGUGUUGCGUCGUCGUCAGGCAUAAACUCUGCACUGCAUUUCAAUUUAAAUCUGCCAUCGUUGUACACUAUGACGUUAGCUGGUACAUUAUGACGUCACAACGUCGUUGUGAGCCUGUUUGUGAGUGUUUGAUAGCGGCCCCACCCUCUUGGUCUGCCAGGCAAGAGCAUUUGUUGCAUUUUUCAAACGUGAAGUGGGAGUGGAGUAAGACUCCGUUACGGGUGACUUGCUCUUUAAUUUCAGUCUGUCUUAUUUUGAAAGGACACGUUCCGGUAACAGUUAGCUGGUAUAUGGCAACUCAAUUGAGUAACUAAACCCCAGAAUAAUUAUUUGUGCUAAUUAACUGUAUAAUUGGGUCUUUACAAACGCAAUAUUUCUGUUUCUGUGCAUUUUUGACAUGUUUGUGCAAACUUGAUUGAAUCUAGAAACUAGGUUCAAAAAACGUCUUAGUGCUGCCUCCAAAGUAGUUUAGAACCUUUUUGUCCCAGUUUGUUUGCCGUAAUGUUUUUAGCCUUGAUAAAUUUACAUGUUUUAGCUAGUAUGACUUUUAUACUUAUUUGUUUUAGUUUUAAGCACUGGUCAUUAUUUUAUGUAACCUUGUUUUUCUGCUAUGCUGUCAUGUUUGUAACUUCACUUUAGUUUAACAAAAUAGCCUCCGACAGAACUAUGAACUUUGUGGCUAGCUUCCGCUGCUAGCUAGUACGUCUACCUUAAGAAAUGGGUUGAUGCUUUUCGCAGUAUGGCAGGUCUGCCUAGUUUAAGCGUUAUUGUUGUCGUCCUUGCCUUGCUUCUUUUACCAUGUUGGCAUAGCAACCUUUUGUUAAUCUAUAAAGGCAGACUGGUUAGAUCAGUUCCUCGCACACCCAGCAGGAUUAUCAUAGCAGCUGAUAAAUGGCUCAAAUAUUAUCCAACAAAACCACAAAACUUUUUAAAGAGCCGCCCGGGAAGCCAUCAAAGUAAUGGAGUUUCUGGAAGAAGUGAAUGCAGCAUGGCUUCAGAGAGCCGCUUUGACUGUGGCAGGGACAGGGUUCUGAGUCAGGACGAGUGUGAAGAGAGAGGAUGCUGCUACUCUCCUCUACCUGGAUCAUCAGGACCACCCUGGUGUUUCUACCCCUCUCUGUAUCCGGGUUAUAAAAUGAGUCCCAUCACUCCCACCAAAAGAGGUCAGACUGCCAGCUUGACUCGAGUCACACCAUCAUAUCUCCCCAAAGACAUCUUCAACUUGAGCCUUGAAGUCACAGAGGAGACUGCAGGCUGCCUGCACAUCACUUUAAAGGACCCUUCCACUCAGCGGUAUGAAGUUCCUCUUCUUGAUGGCAUUCGUCACACAAAAGCGAGCAGCCAGGAUGUUCUUUACACCACAGAAUAUCAGUCUGAUCCAUUUGGUUUCAUAGUGAGUCGUAAAUCCAGCGGAACAAUCAUAAUGAACACCACGGUGGCCCCUCUGCUGUUUGCUGAUCAGUACCUGCAGCUGUCCACCUCACUGGCCUCCUCCUUUGUGUCUGGCCUUGGAGAACAUUACACCCCUCUCAUCCUGGACCUCAACUGGACCUCUCUGUCUCUUUGGAACAGGGACAUGGCACCUCAUGCUGACGCAAACCUCUAUGGCUCCCAUCCAUUUUAUAUCGUGCAGGAAGAUGACAGCCUAGCACACGGAGUUUUCCUUCUUAACAGCAAUGCAAUUGAAGUGAUGCUGCAGCCGACUCCAGCUCUCACCUGGGUAUCCAUUGGUGGAAUCCUGGAUCUGUAUAUUUUUCUUGGUCCUGACCCUCAAAGUGUGAUACAGCAGUACCUCCAGAUCAUCGGAUAUCCUAUGAUGCCUCCUUAUUGGUCCCUGGGCUUUCAUCUGUGUCGCUGGGGUUAUACAACCACUAAUGCAACCCGAAUGGUCGCACAACACAUGCACAGUGCCAACUUUCCAAUGGAUGUUCAGUGGAACGACCUGGACUAUGCCGAUAAGCGCAGGGUGUUCACCUUUGACCGUGUGCGAUUCGGAGAUCUGCCAGAGAUGGUGCAGGAGUUUCAUGAAGGAGGCAUGAAGUACAUCCUAAUUCUGGACCCCGGUAUCAGCAGCACCAGCCCCUUUGGGACUUAUCCUCCUUUUGAAGAUGGACUGAAACAAGACGUCUUUAUUAAAAACGCCACCGGGCAGGUUCUAAUUGGGAAGGUUUGGCCUGGCCCAACAGCAUUUCCCGACUUCACCAACCCAGAAACCAGACAGUGGUGGGAGGACUGCAUCAGAGACUUUUAUUCUGAAGUUCCUGUUGAUGGUUUGUGGAUUGACAUGAAUGAACCCUCCAGUUUCAUUCAGGGAUCAGUGGACGGCUGUCCAGACAGUGAGCUCGAGAGACCACCAUACACUCCCAGAGUAGUUGGAGGUCAGUUGAACACAGGAACGAUCUGCAUGUCAGCCCAGCAGAAGCUGUCCACUCACUACAACCUGCACAAUCUUUACGGACUGACCGAAGCGGACGCAACACACAGUGCUCUCCAGAAGAUUCGGAGGAAGAGACCCUUUGUUUUGUCUCGCUCCUCUUUUCCUGGUAUUGGACGUUUCUCUGGAGUGUGGACGGGGGACGUCAGGAGCAACUGGGAGCAGCUUCGACUCUCCAUCCCUGCGGUGCUGCAGUUCAGCUUGUUCGGGGUUCCUCUGGUGGGAGCGGACAUCUGCGGCUUUGGAGGCAACACCACUGAGGAGCUGUGUGUGCGAUGGAUGCAGCUUGGUGCCUUUUACCCAUUUAUGAGGAACCACAACGACAAACCCAAUGCUCCUCAGGAGCCGUUUGUGUUUGGACAGGCAGCCCAGGCAGCCAUGCGUAGUGUGUUAAACCUCCGGUACUCCCUUCUCCCUUACCUCUACACACUCUUCCAUCAUGCACACACUUCUGCUGCCACAGUUGCCACACCUCUCUUCACGGAGUUUCCCGCUGAUGCUAACUGUCGGAUUAUAGACCAGCAGUUCCUGUGGGGGAGUUCACUUCUCAUCAGUCCAGUUUUAGAUGAAGGGUCGGUUGAAGUGAAAGCGUACCUGCCAGCCGGUACUUGGUACAGCCUUCAGAACGGCCAGCCCCUCUACAGUAAGGGGGAGUAUUUCCUCCUGCCAGCACCUCUGGAAACCAUCAAUGUACAUGUGAGGGAGGGCCACAUCAUCCCCCAGCAGGAACCAGCUUUGACGACCACGGUUUCACGCGGGAACGCUUUCUUCCUGACGGUGGCACUGUCAGCCAGCGGUCAAGCCAGGGGGGUCUUGUUCUGGGAUGAUGGAGACAGUCUGGACACAUUUGAAAUGGAAAAUUAUAGUUAUCUGAUAUUUACUGCUGGCGAGUCCCAGGUUUCUAGUGACCCUCAGAGGCUGAACGGGGACCUGGACGCUCUGGUUCUGGGGGGACUUCAGGUGUUCGGGGUGCCCUCACCACCUCUCCAUGUGUUGGCAAACGGGGUGGAAGCCAGUGAAUUUACAUACUGUGCUGACUCUAAGGUUCUGACAGUGACCAGCCUGGCCUUACCCAUGUCUGAGAUGUUUACGGUCCAGUGGGCUCUCUGAUGCAGCUUUGUUAUUGUUGGCCUUGUCAGCUGCUGCUGAAGGGGUCAACUGUAUUUUCCUAAAGAAUCUAAAAUGGAUUUCCUUUGAUCCGUUGGAAUCAUCACAGUUACAAGCUCUGAAAUGAUCAGCUCUAAAUAAUAUGAUUUAAAAGGAAGACGUUGAUGUAUCUGCUGGGUUAGUCCUGCAAGUUUGUACACUUUUUGUGUGAUUAUGUAUUAUUUGUAGCCGUCGCUUUGGUUUUGUGAAAUCUACUAAAAAGAUUUAAAUAAAAAAAAUGUCAACGGAGA
Nothobranchius furzeri (turquoise killifish) is the source of this 7284-nucleotide messenger RNA. RefSeq names its product alpha glucosidase (gene gaa). Gene Ontology annotation, cellular component: lysosomal membrane. Gene Ontology annotation, molecular function: carbohydrate binding; alpha-1,4-glucosidase activity. NCBI's taxonomy places the organism in Eukaryota, Metazoa, Chordata, Actinopteri, Cyprinodontiformes, Nothobranchiidae. The record is from RefSeq and is a predicted model, not a curated record. Gene Ontology annotation, biological process: lysosome organization; glycogen catabolic process.